AUCGAGGCCUGCGCAUUCCCUUCCCGGGUCCUAAGAUGGCUUCGGGUCCGCCAGACCACGUUUGCAGAGGUGGCUCCUGGCUGGGGCUAAGCGCGCCUCAUCUCGGGGCUCUCAACGCGGGGCCGAGUCGUGGCGGGCUCCCCGGGGGAGACCCCGGGGUGGUGGUGGUGGUUGUUGUCGAACCAAAAAACCCGCGAGGGCUGCGGGCUGCAGCCACCCACCUCCCCCCCCCGCCCCCGCCCCCGCGCGCUCGCCCCCGCCGCGGGCCCCACCGCGCGCAGGCGCGCUGCGUUGCAGCUCCUCGUGGCUGGAGGCCCCGCCACGCUUGCUGCAGCCCAUCCCCCCGCACCCCGGGCCCCGCCACGCUUGCUGCAGCCCAUCCCCCCUGCACCCCGGGCCCCGCCACGCUUGCUGCAGCCCAGCCCCCCAGCCCCCCGCGCCCCGGCCCCGCCGCGCGCGCAGCCGCGGUGCGCCGCGCCCCGCCCCUUCCCGCCGCGCGCCCCUGCACCCCCCGCGCGUACCCGGGGUGGGCCUCAGCCGCAGCGCCCGCCUCCUCGCUCUCCUUCUCCCGCCGCUGCAGCCUGGGCGGGGCGGUUUGGUCCAGCGUGAGCUCGGACAUGGCAGCCGAAGAGGCGGAGGCGCCGGGGCUCCCGGAGGACGAGGUGUGGGAAUUUUGCCUGGAUAAGAAUGAAGAAGAAGAUGGUGUUGGAUCCCCUGGAAGUAAUGUUACAGACGAUUGUGAGCCACCUUGUGGGUGCUGGGAGUUCAAUCCGGAUUCCCUGGAAGAGGAUCACCUGCUCUUAACCACCGAACUGUCUCUCCAGUCCCACAAUGAUAACACACGAGUUGUAAGAGUGAAGGUCAUAGCUGGCAUAGGCCUGGCCAAGAAAGACAUCUUGGGAGCCAGUGACCCUUACGUGAGAGUGACAUUGUAUGACCCGAUGAGUGGAGUCCUUACCAGCGUUCAGACUAAAACCAUCAAAAAGUCUUUGAAUCCAAAAUGGAAUGAAGAAAUACUAUUCAGAGUAAGUAUUCAUUUUCUUUUAUUAAAAAAAAAUAAAAUACAUUUUUUUCUCCAUAGGUAAUAUU
Messenger RNA from Peromyscus leucopus (white-footed mouse), 1089 nucleotides. RefSeq names its product POU domain, class 5, transcription factor 3-like. Lineage: Eukaryota; Metazoa; Chordata; Mammalia; Rodentia; Cricetidae. The record is from RefSeq and is a predicted model, not a curated record. Gene Ontology annotation, cellular component: synaptic vesicle membrane. Gene Ontology annotation, biological process: regulation of neurotransmitter secretion. The transcript is spliced from 6 exons. Gene Ontology annotation, molecular function: calcium ion binding. The annotation marks the transcript as partial.